Messenger RNA from Xyrauchen texanus (razorback sucker), 6282 nucleotides. Its product is annotated as oxygen-regulated protein 1-like. The transcript has 4 exons. Bases 1 to 6282 code for a protein of 2093 amino acids. Gene Ontology annotation, biological process: intracellular signal transduction; axoneme assembly; retina development in camera-type eye. Gene Ontology annotation, cellular component: axoneme. The record is from RefSeq and is a predicted model, not a curated record. NCBI's taxonomy places the organism in Eukaryota, Metazoa, Chordata, Actinopteri, Cypriniformes, Catostomidae.
AUGAGCACAACUCCCUUUUAUGAUGCAUCUCAGCCAGAUGUGUCCCCAGGGAGCAUGCAAACGUUGGUCUCCAGGCCUGUGCUCCCAAACCAAGACCCGAUUAUCUCAAAGAGGGUAUGUUUCUACAAGAGUGGUGACCCCCAGUUCAUGGGGCACCGGAUGACCAUCAAUAGCCGCAAUUUGAAAACCUUUGAUGCCCUACUAGAUGUCCUCUCCAAGAAAGUGCCUCUGCCUUUUGGGGUAAGGACCAUCACAACACCCAGGGGAACACAUGCUGUCCACACUCUCGAUGAUCUGCUGGAUGGGGCUUCUUAUCUGUGCUCAGACCAGAAGAAAGUCAAGCCUUUUAACCUGGAUGAGGUCCACAAAAGACAGGUCCCUUGGAACACUACCAGACCCAUUAGUGCAGGGCGUCAAGAACGUAGAGAAAUGGUCCGGCAUCUAGUUAAGAGAAGUGUUGUGACCACAAGGACAGUAAAAAUGGCUGAACACACUGUGUUGCGGACCCCAAAAAGGCUGACGGUAUAUAAAAACAGGGAUCCAAGCAUAAAGCGAGUAAUUGUUCUUCACAGGAGAACAGCCCCAAAUUUCAAAGCCCUUUUGGAUUAUCUUUCUCAAGUGAUGCAGUUCCCAGUUAUUAAGCUUUACACCAGAGAUGGCAGAAGAGUUGAAGGACUUCUUGCCCUCAUUUUGUGCUCUGGGAUUGUUGUGGCUGCUGGUAAUGAACCCUUCAGAAUGGGUGACUACGAUCUCCAAGGUCCCACUAAAACCAUACAGUCAAGCAUAUCUGAAUCCUUGGCUCCCACACCAACAAAGACACUUCUACAAGAAAAAAUUAAACAAACUGGGACUUUCUCAAGAUCAAGGAAUUUCUCUUUAUCUUCUGAGAGAUUCCUUGUAGAGCAAAUCAAUAAGUCACUAAAUGGAAAUUUGUCAGAGCAAAAUAGCCAAAAAACAGAAUCAAUGGAGACCGAAGUCAGCCAGCCAGCAGUAUCAGAGGAUAUGAAGACCUGUGACUGCACGGCUGAUAUGGAAGAGAAGAACUACCCCAUAAUGCCUACUGAAAAUGACAUUGAGAAAUCAUUCCGGGUCAAUGAGGAUGGCAGCAUGACUGUGGAGAUGAAGGUCCAUCUUAAUAUAAAACAAGAGGAAAUGAUCCACUGGACAACUACACUAAGCCGCAACUAUGUGAAUAGUCAGCAGAGGACAGUGUGCAAUUCCAAGCCAGGAUCAGGCGUGAACUCAUUAGAUGUUACUAAUCACUCAAGCAAAGAGUCAAAUGGUCCUCAUAGCUUAGAAUCUAAAGACAUUACCACAAUCACUGACAAGUCUGUUGGAUUCAAUGAGGAAGGAAGAGAGAAUUAUGGUAGUGCUACAUCUCAGACUUCUGAAAAGCAUACAAGACAGCGAAUGAAAGAGGCUUCUGUGAAAAACAUUAAAAUGGUUUCAGAGACUGAAGUUCAGGAGAGUACAGUGGGUGCAUACUCAUACUUGGAGCGGACAGCACAGGGAGAACUGACAGAGGGUUAUUGCAUGGUCAGUCGUAGCAGCAGCAGCAGCACAAAAACUGUGUCAAAACCCAAGAAGAGUGAACCAGGAGAGGCCAAUCAAAAGAUGUCUCAAUCCAAUCUACAUCUACAAAACAACGAGACAAUGGGAAUAACAGAGACUGUACUUCACAUACAUGAAGCACAGGGCACGUAUGAAAAUUACUAUGCAAAUACAAAGGUUGAUGUAGAUAGUAAGCCUGGAUAUUGUACUAAAGCUUUGCCUCGCAGUAAGCCAGGCUCAACAGACUCAAAACCCCAGUCAUCAUGUAAUGAUUGUGAUGUGGAUAUCACUAGGCUGUCCACAAGUUCAAACUCCCAAGAUGGUGGAAAAACUGACAUGAUUUCAUUGUCAUCUGCCUGUUCAACACCUAUUCAGAAGAAAAGAAAACAAAAUUCUGUCUUCACUGAAAAGGAAAAACAGGCCUUAGUAGAGUCUGAAUCCAGAGAAAUGAAAAUCAUGCAGCAAGAGGUAGCAAUGGAACAAGACUCAGAGAAUAAAAUAAUUAAUAGUAGUAAAAUAAAUAAUACGCCAAAGUCUAAAAAAUCAAAGACAGGUACUUCUGAUUCAUCUGGGAAAAGAAUAAAGGGUAGUAUUCCAUCCUCUUCAAAAGACCUACAAAAUAUAAAUACUUCUGAAACACUGAGCCACACAGGAUCAGAAAAAAUGACUCAUAGUUCAGCAGAAAGUGACAAACCUGAACACAAAACUGGAAGAGAUACAAAUAAAAAGACAUUUGAAAGAUAUUCAAAAAGUAAAAACUUGAAUCUCAACAUAGGGAAUCAAAGAAGGUCAGAGAAAGAGCUCAAGCUACAAGAUAAAACCAUCAAAAACAUCCCAAACAUAUUAAACAAAGGCGAUCAUGACUCACAAGGGCUUACUUUAAGGAAAAAUGUCUUAGACAUUCGGUCAACGGGCCAUCAAGCACCAUUAAAAAAGAUGCUGCCAAAGCAAAGGUCAAUGAAUGGUAACAGAUCAAAAUCCCCUAAACGAAAACAGGAUAUGAGUGAGAGUGUGUCCUUGCCAGUGCUGCAAUCAUCACCCUCCAAUGUGAAUCAAUAUGUUGAAAACUGGCUGAAAAAGAUUCAACCAGAGUCUUCUCCCUAUGAUGAUGAGACAGAGAAUCCAGAGAAGGUACCAAGGGCAAUAUUUCAGAUAGGCAGUGACUCUGCAAAUGGCUCUGAGAUUAAAAGUGAAAUUGAAAAUGAUAGUGUAAUGGAUGAAGAGCCUUCUCCUGAAGAUAAUGCUGUUGAGAGGCUGAUGUCUCAUCCACCUGUUAAAAUAUGUUGUGAGGGAGAACCAAUUGAGCUACAAAGGUUGAGAGGCUUUUGUAAAUCGAUGCCAAGUGUGAGGGUACAUGCUGCUGAACAGGAGUGCCUUGUUAGAAUGCACAAGUCGUCUGAGAACUUGGUUCCCCCUGACCCUUGUAUUUAUGGUGGGACAUUACAAGGCACAGAGCUUAAUAUUAGGUCAGGCAUGCAACCAGUUUUAGAACAAUUAUGUUUGUCUGUUCAUUCUAUAAGACAGGCUUCAAAUCAGCCAUGCUUAACAUCCCAAGUGAAGCAAAAUUCCAGCAGCCUCCCAGAUUUCUCAUCCCAAGUGGCCUCUGCCUUUGGUUCUCCAUCAAGAGCUUUUCUGUCCUUUUUGUCACUAAUGACUCUGAGAGAUGAUAUUUCAAUCCUCAGAAAAGAUGAGUCACAAGCCAGCAACUCAGGCAGCUGCUCAGAGUCCCUGAAGGUCAUGCAGUCCUUAGAAAAAAUAGCCAAUAUUCAGGAUGAGGAUGAGCUUAAGGCCAGCUUGACAAGUCUUCAAAGCUCAACCUCUUUUCAAUUAAAAGAGAGCUGGAGAGAGUUCCAGAAAAAAAAUGCCACUGGAGAGAGUCCACCACUUUCACCAAUACAACCUGAACAAGAAUUUGCACUGGAGGUGGACUCAGGAGGAGAUGAUGAGGAAAAAAAGCCUGAUUUUGGGAUAGAACUGUUAAUGGAAGAUAUCAACAUGUCUGAAGAUCUUCACAGAGAGAUUUCCUCUCUUGUUGAAGGAGAACUAAAGAGUCCUUAUCAAACAAAUUUGAACAAAGGACAUUCUGAAAACACCAGUGAAGUCUCAGGUAAAGAUGAGGAAAAUAAUGCUGGCUCCACGAAUGGUAGAUUAGAAAAAGCUUCUGACAUGGAAGAGGACUAUUCCGCAGAGAAUAUUGGUCAAGAAAAUUACACAACCAAAAAUGAGAUGAUUGAUGACCCAAAAGAACCAGAAUCUCAGGAACUGCAUCUAAUUCAAUCUCUUUCCCCCAUAACUGAGAAAAAGGACCCAGUUAUGGAAGAUUCUGGUAAAGCAGUACCCAAACAACCACCUGAGGAAAAUUGUAGUGAUUCAAGUACAGCAAAGGCUUUAGAAACUAUUGAUAACAACCAGAUGGACACACAAAGAAAAAAAGAAAUUGUAAUGCACAAAGACUCAAAAUCUGAGAAGAGAGAUGCAGUAGAAAACAAUUCUCCCACAUUAGAAAAAAAGGUAAAACAGAUAGCUGAAGAAGUUUCUGAGUCCUCUGAUGACAAAGACAAUAUGUCUGAAAGAGAGAACAACACAACACUAGACAAUAGAGAGGAAAUAAACUUUAAUGCAGAGGACGACACCAUUCAAAAUAUCAGAGAACAUAGAGAACAGUCAGAUAUUUCAGAAUUCGAAGACACAGAUGCCAAAUACCUGUAUUCAGCAUCAGAAAUGGAAUGUGUGCGGUUUCCUGACAGAGAGAUAGCUGAAAUGCAAGAGCAAGACUGUGUCAGAGAGGAAGCUGAUAAUUCAGAGAAAGGAAGAAAUUCAGAAGAAAGGAAUAGUGUUCAAGGAGAAGGGCACAAACAAGAAAACUUGUCUGAUUCAUCAGAAUAUGAGAGUAAGUGCAACCACUCAGAUCCAUUCUCUAAGGAUUCUCAGUCUGAACCACAUCACCAUGAUACAGAGAGUAAACAUAGACAGCAAACAUUAGAAACAGAUAGCCAAGAAAACUAUCAAUUAAUGUCUCUAGAUGUUGUAGAUUUAAAGACAGAGCAACAGGAAGAUGCUAUGCCAGAUAUGUCAGAAUGUGAUGAUCCUGAUCCACACUUUAAUAACAAUAGCCCUGAGUGUGGUGGUAUUGAUGAAAAUGAUGAAAAAGCUUUUUACAAUAAAAUACAACAAAUUGAUAAUGUACAGUUGAAAGAUAAUGACAGUAAUGAUGAGGAUGAAGAGGUGUCCAAAGUUUGUGAAGUGGUUGAUCCAGAUGCUGAAACAGGCUCUAAUACCAUCUCAGAUUCUGAGGCUGUGCAUAAGGAUGUGAUAGAAAAAGAGUCAAGCACAAGCUGUGAUUCAGAACUUGACUGUUUGGUCCAAAUUUUAGAGGAAGAAAGCCUUGCAGAUAAAAAGCACAGUUCUGGUGGAGAGCAUGAUGUAGAAGAAGAUGAGGAGGACAGUAUGCUUGAUUCUGGUAAUGAUGUAGAUGCUGUUUCACAAGAAAGGGAUUCUUGCAAGAGUUCGAGAACAAAGACAAGUGAAAACUUGUUAGAGGAGGCAGAGACGUUUGGCAUGGAACAUGGUUAUCACUAUUUAUUACAUCCAACAGAGAUCUCACAAGAGCUGUUAGACUUAAUCAAUUCAGCUUUGUUGUCAUCCAACCUGACUGUCACAUAUGAUUCAAAUGGAAACCUCAGAGUAGAGCCAAACAAAUGUAAAAUGAGGGAGAUGUUCCUGGUUCAAAACAAGGCAGAUGCACAGUAUGGUCAGAAAUGCGUCCCAAGCCCUAAUACAUCAGAUCUCUCUGAUUACAGGCCAGAUACAUCAGACAAUAGUGGACACCAGUCACAGGCCUCUAUGGAACUUUUAACUGAUAGUGGAGGAGAAGAGGAAGAGAGAUUAUGUAUCAUUCAAGAAAUCAUAAAACUAAGCUCUCAGAACCCAAAGAUCAGAAACAAUGUGAAAGAAAAUAUCUGCACAAAAUCUUCUUCAGGGUCUACAACAAAACAUACCCCCAGUCCAAGUUUAAACAGCAAUAACAGUCUUGCCUCUUUUCAAGAUUCUAGAAGUGCAAUUCAGGAGCCAUUAUGUUACAACAGAUCAAGUUCCUUUAAAGGAGACUUUGAGUCUGUACAGUGCAUGGCUUUAAAUGGUGAAGUGGAUUCUGGUGAGGGAGUGCAUAUUGAUAAAGGCAGGUGGCUCCUAAAAGAAAAUCACAUCAUCCAUCAUUCUCCUCCUGUGCCCAUGGGAAUAUACCAAAAUGGAGACACCACAUCAGCUGACACAGCUCAGGACAAUGCGAGUGAGAAUGCAUCCUACUCAUAUUGUGAGAACCAACACUCACCACUAGCUGUAAUAUCUUCUUCUGAGCUGGAGGAUAUGGCUAAACCCCAUACACCAAAGUGUACAAACUUCAAUAUGGUUCAUAGUAGUGACUCUGAUCCUCAUUUGGAUGCUCAUAGCAUUAAUGGUGGUAACAGAUGGGACAUUAGGAGGAACAAGGAGCUUAGGGUAGCACCAAUGGGGGAGUCUUCCAAAAUGUGGGAAAAGAAAAAUGGAAGUCUGUCCUCAUUUUCAUCUGUUGAGUUCAAACUGCCUGAUGGGAAAGUUCAUCCACAGGAUUGCCCAGUGUCUGGUGCUGUGAAUGCUAAUAGGUCUCAGAGUAUAGACAGUAGGACAACACAAGUGGAGGAGUCAAGAGAGGGGUUAAAUCUCAGGUGUGGGCAGCACUGCCCAAUACUGUAG